Molecule: messenger RNA, 933 nt
Organism: Phoenix dactylifera (date palm)
Lineage: Eukaryota; Viridiplantae; Streptophyta; Magnoliopsida; Arecales; Arecaceae
Product: ubiquitin-conjugating enzyme E2 7-like
Source: RefSeq, a predicted model, not a curated record
UAGAAGAUACCGAAUAUGAUAUAUGCCUUCUUGAUCCCUCGCCGCCUUCCUUACUCGGCCGAGCUCCAUCGUCUUGAUUUACAGCCCCGGAGUGCCUUGGGCUUCAAGGCCAUUUUCUUGGCUACUCCUCCACGCCCUUCCGGUCCCGAGAGGAAGCUCCGCUCCGCCGUCCUCCCUCCUUUCAUGGCCUCGACGAGCCAGGCAAGCCUACUCCUCCAGAAACAACUCAGAGAUCUCAGCAAGAAUCCGGUGGACGGCUUCUCCGCUGGCCUCGUUGACGAUAAUAACAUCUUCGAGUGGAGCGUCACCAUCAUCGGCCCUCCGGACACACUUUAUGAAGGAGGUUAUUUCAAUGCGAUCAUGAGCUUUCCAGCAAAUUAUCCUAACAGUCCCCCUACAGUUAGAUUUAUAUCAGAGAUGUGGCAUCCAAAUGUUUACCCAGAUGGUCGAGUUUGCAUAUCAAUUCUUCAUGCUCCUGGGGAAGACCCUAAUGGCUACGAGCUUGCAAGUGAGCGUUGGUCGCCUGUCCACACGGUUGAGAGCAUAGUUUUAAGUAUCAUUUCCAUGCUUUCGAGUCCCAAUGAUGAAUCACCUGCAAAUAUUGAAGCUGCUAAGGAAUGGAGAGAGAGAAGGGACGAAUUCAAGAAAACAGUCAGUCGCAUCGUUAGACGAUCACAGGAAAUGCUUUGAGAGCUUUAAAAUCAGGCCUCAUGGGGAUCUGCGUAAGCCAUGGCUUCAUGCCUGUUUUGCUGGAAAACUAUAUGUACGGGACGGGUCCUUAAUAUGCUAGCUAAAAGAGUUUCAAUAUCCUUUGUCGGGUCAAUUGUAGUGCUCAUCAUUGUCAUUGUCGUCAAACUCGUUUGUGCCAUAAGAAACAGCAUGAUACGGAUGUUUAAUUGAACACUCGUUGCUCCAACUUUUUUUUAUCUCGAA